This is a messenger RNA of Culicoides brevitarsis, 2860 nucleotides long. It is a transcript of the gene botv, whose product is annotated as exostosin-3. Gene Ontology annotation, cellular component: membrane. Gene Ontology annotation, molecular function: glycosyltransferase activity. The coding region runs from base 68 to 2845 and encodes 925 amino acids. NCBI's taxonomy places the organism in Eukaryota, Metazoa, Arthropoda, Insecta, Diptera, Ceratopogonidae. The transcript has 2 exons. The record is from RefSeq and is a predicted model, not a curated record.
UUUUAUACAGAGUAAACAAAGUGGAAUUGAAAAAAAAAUAAAUUAUUUAAACAAAUGGAAAAUAAAGAUGAUUUACGACAAGGAUUUACGUCUGUGUUCAAAAAUACGAAAACAUGUACACUUUUAUAAAGUUAUCAUAAUAAUUUUCACGCUUUUAUCAUUGAUACCAUUGUUAACACAUUAUUAUUUGAAUAAUUAUGAAUCCCAUCUACAAAAUAACCAUCAUCGAUCACGAUCCCAAUUAGAAGUAUUUGAAGACUUUAAUUCACUAAAAGCUUCAGAUUUAAAAUUGAGGAUCGAUGAAAUGAUAAGAAUAAAAGGUACGGUGUCAAUUGAAUUAAGGGAACUAGAAGCACGACGACAAAAAUUACAAUCUGAUAUAAGCCUUUACAGUCAACGGAUCGAUGAUUUGAAACAAGAACUGCAAAAGCAACAAACAGAGCUUGAUCGUUUAAAAAUAUCAGUUGAACAAGCAAUGGUGGCUCAACGUGAAGCAAUACUACGAGACACACCAGAAUUAUCGAGCCCUUUAAAACUAUAUCCAAAUGACGUUCCAUCAGCAAAUCCUCCAAUUGAUAGAAACACGAUUCAAAAAUGUAAAAUGGCAAAUUGCUUUGAUCACUCGCGAUGCAGUCUUACUUCAGGAUUUCCAAUAUAUCUUUAUGAUCCUGACACAACACCAAUUUUAAAAUCUGGAUAUGAUAUUGAAGGUUAUUUGAAAACAACAAUCAAACAAACAUUUGGAUUCAAUGCGCAUUUGACAUCAAAUCCAAAAAAAGCAUGCAUAUUUUUUGUGGUCGUAGGAGAAGCGUUACCAGACCAGAAUAAUAUUGAACACACACGAUAUUUAAAUCAGAAGAAAAGUUUUACGCUCUCUAUAAACAAUAAUCUGAAAAAUUUUUCAAGCUUACCGUAUUGGGGUGGAGACGGAAGAAAUCACGUUAUUUUAUCAUUAUCUAGACGGUCUAUCGGACUAGAGAACCAUUUAUAUACCAUAGACACAGGGAGAGCAAUUGUUGCACAAUCCAUCUUUUUUUUAAACCAGUUCAGACAAGGUUUUGAUUUAAUAUUACCUCCGUUAUUAGGACCACCUGGGGGCGACGUAUGGCAGGAUUGUGCCCCUAUAGUUCCAGCAAGACGAAAGUAUCUUUUAUCGUUCCAAGGGGAACCCACGUCAAAUACAAAUACUGACGUAUUGGACAAUUUCAUUUUAGAACACUUAAAAGAAAUAAGUCACAGCUCUACAAGGGACAAGUUUUUGUUACAAUUUGAAUGUGUACCCGCCACGGACCAGCAGUUUACUUUACUGGAAUUCAAGGAUUGGUUAUUAUGUGGUACAGAAAAUUCCAGGAAAUUGGUACUAAAGGAAUCGACAUUUGCGUUAAUACUGACACCUAGUGAAAAUGUUGUGACAUCAACAUUAUUGCUUUCAAGACUUUAUGAAUCGUUACGAAGCGGAAGUGUACCAGUUCUCUUGGGUGAACACGUACUUCUUCCAUAUCAAGAGACAAUUGACUGGCGAAAAGUUGUCAUAACACUGCCAAAAGCAAGAAUAACCGAAAUUCACUUUUUGUUACGGUCUGUUUCAGAUGGAGAUCUAUUGAUGAUGAGACGCCAAGGUCGAAUUAUUUGGGAAAAAUAUUUAAGUACUGUCCAAGCAACUGUCGACACAGUCGUGGCGAGUUUGAGAGAUCGUUUGGGAAUUCCUCCUAAACCAGUUCUAGAUAUUACUGCUCACAGUGUAUUUAAUUCUAGUUUUGUUCCUCUUAAAUCUGAUUCAACUAUUAUGGAUGCUGAGCCAGAAGAAUCGUUGGGUCCGAUUGAGCAACCAUUUGCAAGUCCCAUAUUCAAAAGAAAUUAUACAUUUUUAUUAACACAAUCAAAAGAAAUAUGGAACGAUUGGGCUGACCCUUUUGUAUUGUAUCCUAACUUACCAUUUGAUCCGGUAUUGCCAUCAGACGCAAAAUUCAAAGGGUCUUCCAUGGGUUUUCGUCCUAUUGGCCGAGGGUCUGGAGGAGCAGGAAAGGAAUUCAGUGAAGCUUUGGGUGGAAAUUAUCCGCGUGAGCAAUUUACCAUUGUUAUUCUUACGUAUGAACGAGAGCAAGUACUGAUGGAUUCUUUAAGUAGACUCUAUGGAUUGCCUUAUCUGAAUAAAGUUGUCGUUGUUUGGAACUCUCCGAAACCACCUCUUGAAGAUCUACGGUGGCCAGAUAUUGGGGUUCCUGUAACAGUAGUUAAAGCACUCCGUAACUCUUUAAAUAAUCGUUUUCUACCAUAUGAUGUAAUAGAAACCGAAGCAAUACUAUCUGUAGAUGAUGAUGCGCAUUUAAGACAUGAUGAAAUCUUGUUCGGAUUUAGAGUAUGGCGUGAAAAUAGAGAUCGUGUGGUGGGCUUUCCCGGAAGAUUUCAUGCAUGGGAUUCAAAUUCGCAUAAUGCUUGGAAUUAUAACUCAAAUUACAGCUGUGAACUUAGUAUGGUUUUGACUGGAGCUGCUUUCCUCCACAAAUACUACGCUUAUUUAUACACAUAUUGGUUACCUCAAGCUAUUCGAGAUAAAGUUGAUGAAUUUAUGAAUUGUGAAGACAUAGCAAUGAACUUUCUAGUAUCUCACUUUACGAGAAAACCUCCAGUAAAAGUAACAUCCAGAUGGACGUUUAGGUGCCCCGGAUGUCCGGUCUCUCUGUCUGAGGACGAUAGUCACUUUCAAGAACGCCAUAAAUGUAUCAAUUUCUUUACAAAAGUCUUCGGGUACACUCCAUUAUUAAAUACUCAAUACAGAGCUGAUUCGAUAUUAUUUAAAACACGAAUUCCUCACGAUAAGCAAAAAUGUUUCAAAUUUAUUUAGCAAGUAAUAAAAAAU